UAUUAAAUAAUAAAAUCCCCAUGUUUCAACAUUUGGCUGAUCCAAACAUAGAACAAUUAGCUUUUAGUCUUUGGAAUUAUAUUAUUCUAAUCAAUUCUUACUUGAAGAGCAAGAAUCUCUUGUCUUGGCUUGCUUACUUUCUUGAAGACGGUGAUGAAGUUGUAAUGGAGGACAAGAAAGCAAAUAUAAUAGCUGCAACAGUAAUCACCGGCCUCAUCGUUUUUAUUAUCGUUGCUCGAGUAUCAUUGAAACUUUCAAGGGCUUUCUUCCUCAUUGUAGGGGCAGAUAUUGCAGUAAUCCUUGCAGUACUUGUGUGUCUUGUGAUUAGAGGGCGGUAUCAUCACAGAAGAAAACUGUUAGAGAAGAGGCUGGUAUCCGAAUGUCGAGAGCUUCGAAUAGAGUACAGUUUUCUUCGAAAGGUAGCUGGAGUUCCAAUCAAGUUUAGGCACAAGGAGCUUGAGGAUGCAACAGAUAAUUUUCAGGCACUGCUAGGAAAAGGUUCAUCUGCAUCAGUAUUCAAAGGUAUCCUUGGUGAUGGCACUUCGGUCGCUGUAAAGAGAAUCGAAGGGGAGGAGCACGGGGAAAAGGAGUUUAGAUCUGAAGUCGCGGCAAUUGCAAGUGUGCAACAUGUGAAUCUUUUGCGUCUUAUGGGGUAUUGUUGUCUUCCUGGAGGGCCUAGGUUCCUUGUUUAUGACUUCAUCCCUAAUGGUUCAUUGGACAAUUGGAUCUUCCCUAGAAGGGAAAGGGAAACCAGAAAUCACCCUGGAGGCUGUUUGGCAUGGGACUUAAGGUACAGAGUCGCUAUCGAUGUGGCUAAGGCACUCUCAUACCUACAUCAUGAUUGUCGAUCGAGGAUAUUACACCUUGACGUCAAACCAGAAAAUAUACUUCUUGAUGAGGAUUAUAAAGCGAUUGUGGCAGAUUUUGGUCUUUCAAAGUUAAUGGGAAAAGAUGAGAGUAGGGUCAUUACAACAAUCAGAGGGACUAGAGGUUAUUUAGCCCCGGAAUGGCUCUUGGAGCGUGGAGUUUCAGAGAAAUCUGACAUCUACAGCUACGGAAUGGUUCUUUUGGAGAUGAUCGGAGGUCAAAGAAAUGUUAGUCUUAUCGAAAAUGGCACCGAUAGGUCUCAGAGGAAAUGGCAGCUCUUUCCUAAAAUUGUGAGCAAAAAACUAAAAGAAGGAAAAUUAAUAGAAGCUGUUGAUCAGAGGCUGGUUGAAGCAGGAGAGAUUGAUGAUAGACAAUUAAAAAGAAUGGUUUAUGUAGCUUUGUGGUGCAUACAAGAGCGGGCGAAACUGAGGCCAAGCAUGGCACAAGUGGUUGAGAUGCUUGAAGGGCGUGUUAUGGUAGAUGAACCCCCUGACACUCAAAUGGUUGUUGUUGAUUUGUUAUCCAUAGAUGAGGAGGAUAUUGACUAUCAUCACCGGCCAAAAAUCGCUGUAAUCGGAUCGGAUGUAGACUGCAACAUUCCUACCUCAACUUCAUCUUCUUUUUCAAUGUCUGUACUAUCCGGCCGGUAGCUCCCUCUUAUAUGAUCAUUGGUUGAUUCAGCUAGAGGGUCCUAUCUUUUUUUUAUUAUACUUAUUGAAGCAGAAUCCUUUAUUCUGCCAUUAAUUCCUCAACCAUUUUCUUUUUACUAAUGUUGUUUAACCUAAGAUAAGAUGAGGCAUUGACACUGCCGUCUGCCCUUGGUGAACUUCCCUUGGCAACUUUCUGGUUUUCACUUCAAACCCAGUUUUCUGCAGAAAAUUGGAUUUGAUCUUCCGGAAGAUCCUCUCUGAAUAAUGCCUUUAAAAUAAUAUGUUUACUUGGUCAAG
Hibiscus syriacus is the source of this 1814-nucleotide messenger RNA. RefSeq names its product probable receptor-like protein kinase At5g20050. The record is from RefSeq and is a predicted model, not a curated record. The coding region runs from base 21 to 1517 and encodes 498 amino acids. NCBI's taxonomy places the organism in Eukaryota, Viridiplantae, Streptophyta, Magnoliopsida, Malvales, Malvaceae. Gene Ontology annotation, molecular function: ATP binding; protein kinase activity. Gene Ontology annotation, biological process: protein phosphorylation. The transcript has 2 exons.